AUGGAGCGCGAAAAGACGAGGCUCGAUAGUCCGUCUCUCUAUACUAUCGGUUGGAUCGCGGCCCUUGCCAUCGAGCAGGCAGCAGCAAGGGCACUUCUGGAUGAGGAGCACUCUGAACCAAAUAACUUUCACCCAUCUCCUUCGGAUACAAAUAAUUACAUCUGGGGCAGAAUAGGACAGCAUAACAUCAUUAUAGCUUCUCUACCAGCAGGAGUGUAUGGAACAACCUCCGCUGCCACCACCGCCUCGGACCUUGUACAUUCUUUACCGCAAAUCCGUUUCGGUCUCUUAGUCGGUAUUGGUGGAGCUAUACCCGGGCCUGACGAUGAUCAGGAUAUCAGACUUGGUGAUGUUGUCGUUGGUCAGCCGCAUGGUGUGACUGGCGGUGUCGUGCAGUAUGAUUUUGGCAAGGCGAAAGCGAAUGGGGUUUGGAAACGGACAGGUUCGCUUGACAAACCACCUGCAGUGCUAUUGAAAGCUCUGGCGAAUUUACAGGCUGAGCAUGAGAUUCGACCUUCUAAGAUACCACGACUCCUCGAGGUUAUGCUGAAAGCUAACCCUGGCAUGAAACGACCCGGCAGUAACUUCACCUACCAGGGCUUUGAGAACGACCGACUUUACCCAUCCGACUAUGACCACGUUGGCGGGAAGACAUGUGCGAAGUGCGACAUCUCUCGCAGGAUCUGUCGCGAGGAACGGGAAACCACAGAGCCGAUGAUCCAUUACGGAGUUAUUGCUUCGGGCAAUAGUCUUAUCAAAGACGCCAAGUUCAGAGAUAGCUUAGCACAGAGCAUAGGCCAUCGAUGCCUGUGUGUUGAGAUGGAAGCUGUAGGCCUGGUUGAUAAGUUUCCAUGCCUUGUUAUUCGUGGUAUUUGCGAUUAUGCCGAUAGCCAUAAGAACGAUCAGUGGCAGAGAUACGCAGCAUCUACUGCUGCAGCAUUUGCUGUCGAGCUUCUUAGCCAUGUUCCCACGCGGCAACUCGCAGAGUCUCCAAGAGUCCUCGACAUAUUACAAUCACUGGAAGGCAAAGUGGACUCCAUGAGCCAUCAGAUACAGCAGACCGAUCUACUAUCGACCCUUGAGAAGCUGCCCUUUGUAGCUGAAGCCCUAUUCAACUCUUACGCCGAGGAACAUAGCCCCACGUGCCUACCAGAGACACGAGUUCAACUUCUCGCUGAUAUUGACGAGUGGAUCAUGAGUGCUGAGUCAAAGACCAUAUUCUGGCUUAAUGAACAGUUUGAGAAGCUUAUCAAAGAGCCUCUCAAGGAAUUGGCAGUUUCUUCAUCAUGUCCGAAUUCUCUUGUCAUCGUCAUAGACGCCCUCGAUGAAUGCGAAGAGGAAUUUCAUAUCAAGCGCCUGCUGUCACUUUUCACUAAACUGGAGUACCCAGACUCGCUUAAACUCAGAGUGUUCAUUACAAGCAGACCAGAACUUCCGAUUCAACUUGGAUUCCUGGAUAUCAACGGCAUGUACCAGGGCCUGGUACUCCACAGUAUUUCACGAGAUAUCAUGGAGCAUGACAUAUCUAUCUUUCUCCGUCACGAGUUGGGUGGCAUACGAAAGAGCUUCAAUCAUAUGGCUCGGAGUGAUCAGCGGCUAGCUGAGCAGUGGCCGGGCGCCGUCAAGAUUGGACAGCUUGUUUCGAUGACACAACCCCUGUUUAUCGCAGCAGCAACUAUUUGUCGAUUCUUGAACGAUGCUGCUCUUGGUGGCCCUGAUGAACUUCUGGCUAGGAUUCUUGAGUCAAGCAGCCGUACGCAUAUGUCUCGGCUCCACGACAUCUAUUCCUCCAUUCUCGCCUCACAGGUGGUCAAUAGACCAAGGAGAGAGCGAGAAGAGAUCGACAAAAGCUUCCAAUUAAUCGUUGGCGCCAUCGUCACCUUAGCAGCGCCGCUAACAAUCCAUUCUCUGUCAGCAUUGCUAAGUAUCCCUGCUACGACAAUUGAUAUGAGGAUCAAGGUUCUUCAGUCCGUUCUGGACGUGCCGAAAUCCCCGGAAAUCCCCGUCAGGAUUCUGCAUCUAUCAUUCAGGAAUUACCUCGUGGAUCCUGAUCUACAAGGAUCUACGGACUUCUGGGUGGACGAAAAGGCCACGCACAGGAGACUGGCAAGUCGUUGCCUCUUCGUCAUGGACUCGUUACUUCGUGAAAACAUAUGCAGACUACCUUUUCCGGGAACAUCUCCAUCUGAGGUUGGAGGCCUGGACCCUCACAAGUACAUACCUCCGGAGCUUCACUAUGCUUGCCAUUAUUGGGUACACCAUUAUGUAUCCUCCAACGCCGGAGAGUACGAGGCUCUUGAAAUCUAUCCUUUCUUGGAAAAACACCUGCUCCAUUGGUUGGAAGCCAGGUACGGUGCCUUCUUCACCCUCAAUGGGCUCUACUUACGACAUUAG
Messenger RNA from Fusarium tjaetaba, 2394 nucleotides. Its product is annotated as trp-asp repeat containing protein. The transcript has 5 exons. The record is from RefSeq and is a predicted model, not a curated record. Bases 1 to 2394 code for a protein of 797 amino acids. Gene Ontology annotation, biological process: nucleoside metabolic process. Lineage: Eukaryota; Fungi; Ascomycota; Sordariomycetes; Hypocreales; Nectriaceae. Gene Ontology annotation, molecular function: catalytic activity.